GUGAGCUGGCUGUACAGGGAAAAAGCCACAGCCUUGUUUGCUGGAUAUGGGAGGACCCAGAGCACCAGUGACGCCCCAGCAUUGUCCCCUGCCCUGUUAAACCAGACAGGAAAGAGGCAGCUGUGGUGAGGCAACCAGGAGGGAGUGCAGGACCAUGGCGACCUACGUGCAGCUCAACACCACUGCCAAAAUGCCCCUCGUGGGGCUGGGCACCUGGAAGUCUGGAGCUGGGCAGGUGAAAGCUGCAGUGACGGCUGCCAUCGAUGCCGGGUACCGCCACUUUGACUGUGCCUACGUGUACCAGAAUGAGAGUGAGGUUGGGGAAGGGAUCCAGCAGAAAAUCAAGGAAGGUGCUGUGAAAAGAGAAGACCUCUUUGUUGUCAGCAAGCUGUGGUGCACCUUUCAUGAGAAGCAUCUGGUGAAGGGAGCCUGCCAGAAGACUCUUGCUGACCUGAAGUUGGAUUACCUGGAUCUCUAUCUCAUCCACUGGCCUUUUGGCUACAAGGCUGGAGAGGAAUUUUUUCCCAAAGAUGACAAAGGCAUGGCCAUACCCAGCAACAGUGAUCUUCUACAGACGUGGGAGGCCAUGGAGGAGCUGGUGGAUGCUGGCCUGGUAAAAGCCAUUGGAGUCUCCAAUUUCAACCAUGAGCAGAUUGAAAGGAUCUUGAACAAGCCAGGACUGAAGCACAAGCCUGCAAAUGUCCAGAUUGAAUCUCAUCCAUACCUCACCCAGGAGAAGCUGAUCAAGUACUGCCAGUCCAAAGGGCUGGCUGUGACUGCAUACUGUCCCCUUGGCUCUCCUGACAGACCAUGGGCUAAGCCCGGGGAUCCUUCCCUGCUGGAUGACCCCAAGAUCAAGGAGAUUGCAGCCAGGCACAAUAAAACCCCAGCACAGGUUCUCCUUCGCUUCCAGAUCCAGAGAAAUGUGAUUGCCAUUCCCAAAUCCGUCACCCCGCAGCGCAUUGUGGAGAACUUCCAGGUGUUUGACUUUGAACUGACUAAAGAGGAGAUGGCAACUAUCCUGACCUUCAACAGAAACUGGAGGAUCUGUGAAAUGAACGUGUCCAAAAAUCUCAAGGAAUACCCUUUCCAUGCAGAAUACUGAAGGUGUUUGUAACAUGGCCUUCAUUAGACCUCUGGUGUCAUCUCCCCUGGUGCUGCCAGUGAAGGCAUGGGAUGAUUAUCCCAUAACAUUUGGGGUUUUUGGAAGAAAGAAAUAAUGUUUUCUACAGCACCACUAUUCACUGGUUGCCUUCAGUCUUGCAUCAGCAGAAACCAGAUGUUGACAAACACACCCCACAGAUCCACAAUUUCAUCAGAGGUGUCACGCAUUUUAAAUAAAAUUAACUUUAAAAUGCAAAAAACCUAAUUGGUGGGAAGUUUCCUGUCUACUGUGGGAAAAACCCCAAACCCUCGCAGCCAGAGAUGCACAGAGGGGUGGGGUGCAGUCACCUGCUCUGUGGGGACACAGAUCCUGCCUGGGACACUCAGCAUUUUCCCCUGCCAUCCCUCAGCACCCACCUUGUGCCCCCCUCACCAGCCACAGCCCUGGUUUUAAUAGACAAAUAAAAGAUUUAUUACAGAGCUUCCAAAAAAAAUAAUAAUAAUAAUGAGGAGACACAGAGAGAUUGGUGGGACCUCGGAGGAUGCUCCUGGCUUGAUCUGAACUCACUGCAAGAAAGAGGCCAAUGUCUUAAAAUGAGAUUAAAUCUCUACCCCCAUUUUAUUCCUGCCUUAACAAGCAUCUGGAAGCUGAAUGCACACCAUUCAGCAAUGUAAACUUUCUGUUCCAA
Molecule: messenger RNA, 1793 nt
Organism: Passer domesticus (house sparrow)
Lineage: Eukaryota; Metazoa; Chordata; Aves; Passeriformes; Passeridae
Product: aldo-keto reductase family 1 member B7-like
Exons: 10
Coding region: 155-1105 (316 amino acids)
Cellular component (GO): cytosol
Molecular function (GO): aldose reductase (NADPH) activity
Source: RefSeq, a predicted model, not a curated record